AUGCUAUCACGAAUCUUAUUAUGGAAUAGAAAUUCUUGCUCAUUGUCUUUUAUACCCAUGAGGGCUCCAACAAAAAAAAAGAGCAUACAAGAGAAAAAGAAAAAAGAAGCUAAUGAAAAUCAAGAAAACUUAAGUGAAACACGGUACUUGCCUUAUAUCCCACCCGCAUAUGUUGUUGAUACGGUAUCUUUUUUUAAAGACAAAAGUAAAGUUGAUAAUUUAUUGUCCCUAAUUUUCAGUCCAAAAAAUUCAACGGAUACUUAUGAAGAUAGAAAAGAAUAUCAGAAGAAGUUUGAAAUGUAUCAAAUUUUGAAGGAAAGAGAAGAAAAAAAAUAUGAAAAGCACUUAGAAAAAAUGAAAGAAAAAGUUUAUAAAUCAAUUGAGAAUUUACCAGAGGAGUUAUAUGAUGAGAGUAUUAAAAAAGGAGACUUAUUUGAUCAUAAGGAAAUUCAAUUUGGCUUGAAAUAUGAAAAUGAAUUAUUGAAACAUUUGAAUAUUUACAAAAAGAAGUUACUGCAUGUUUACAAAAUUUUACUUUACUUACGAUACCCAUUUUAUUUAAUAAAAAAAAAGAACCCCAUGUUAUUUUAUAUAAGUGAAAGUAAAGCCGUGAGCAGGCAAAAACAAAUUAAUGCACAAAAGAAAAAAUUGAAGAAAAAAUAA
This is a messenger RNA of Plasmodium malariae, 663 nucleotides long. Its product is annotated as conserved Plasmodium protein, unknown function. The record is from RefSeq and is a predicted model, not a curated record. The transcript is spliced from 3 exons. Lineage: Eukaryota; Apicomplexa; Aconoidasida; Haemosporida; Plasmodiidae. Bases 1 to 663 code for a protein of 220 amino acids.